UUCUCAUCUUAAAUACAGAGAUAGAUUAUUAGAGGCGUUUUAUUUAAAAAAUAGGUUUAUAGCAGUAAGACAGUGUUAGAUACUUAUAAAAUAUGGUAAAAUGGACCAUCGUACUUGCAAUAUUCUUCUUCAACCACUGUUCGGCGACUUCAAUAACAGAGAAGCUUCCGCGUGAAGAGUUCUCCGAAUUCCCGCUUUUUCGACAUCUGGACCGGUUCACGCCAUGCGUGGAGUCGAAGGGAGGAGUGUACUGCAGCACCAGCUUCCAUCUUGUAGCCGCCGGUCACAACGAGCUGUACGAGAAAAUAGAGAAUCUAACCACAUCGGCGGUGAGACAUUACGAUUACCGGAAUCCGCAUUACGGAUACUGCGUCACGCAGCGCUGCAAGCAGUUCUACAAGGGGGACUCUGAUUUGGAACUGCUGGAGGCUAUGGGCGCGUGCCUCAACCAUACCUUGGAGCGGGAGUACGGGCUGCGCGCGCGCAUCAACUACAGCACGUGCUACCGGCACGGGGAGCGCAAGCACCGGGUCACGUGGCUGGACUGCGCUGCUGCCGUGUUCUUCCUCACGAUCUUUGCGUCUGUUGUAGCUGGCACCUCAUAUGAUAUCUUCGCCACAAAUAAGGAUUCAAACUGUUACUUGAUGUGUUUCUCCCUGCCGGCCAACUGGGCGCAGCUGAAGGCACCCUGGCCGAGUGACAAGAUGACAGCUCGACUCGUUGGAAUCAAUGGCAUGAGAGCAAUUACCUCAAUAAUCGUAAUUUAUACACACGCGGCUCUUGGCGUUGGCCCCACUGUUGAAAAUCCGUAUCAAUCAGAACAAAUAAUGGAGUCAUUCAGUUUCCGGAUCAUGGGGCACACGCACAUCGUAAUGCAGACAUUCUUCGUCUUUUCGGGAAUGUUCAUGACAUACUCUCUCCAAAUAUCUAAUGAGAAGAACCCCUUGACGUUGCGGUCGCUGCCGAAGGCGAUAUUCUUCAGAUGGUACAGGUUGGCACCCGUGUACCUAGCCACGGUAUUGUUCAGUGCAACGUGGUACAAGUUCUUACCCUACGGACCCUUCUGGCAGGAGCUGGUAAACGACGAGGUACACGACUGCCAGGCGCACUGGAGCUCCAUGUUCUUCUUCUAUUCCAAUUACCAGUACGGAAGCCAAUGCAACCCGCAUCACUGGUCCACAGCCCUGGACUUUCACAUGCACAUCUUGGGCUUGCUAGUGAUGCUGAUUCCGUCAGAGAAGAUGAGGAAUACGGCGCUCUUCCUUCUCUGCACAAUCGGUAUAGUGGUACCUGGCAUCGAGGUUUACUUGAGGGACAUUGAUGGCGUGAUACUACCGUCUGGAAAAACCGUGCAAAAUCUAAGGGCAUUCAACAACGACGAUGUGUUCAACUACAUACACAAGCGCACGCACAACAACAUGCCAGUUUACAUCAUCGGCAUGGCGUUUGGAUUGUUCCUGUACAAGUUCAUGAAGAACCCUGUCGACACCACUAAAUAUAAGGUGACCAAAUCGAUGGGCGUCAUCGUGUUGACAUUCAUCCUGUCGACAUUCGUGUGGUUGUUCGUAGAGGCGCCCUUUAACAAUCUACUCAAAAGGUUUUUAGGAAAGAAAUCGAUUCUUCAAAUUGAAAAUGAUAAAAAUAAAUCGGAAUAAAGUUGAAGAGAGAUUUUCAUAAAAUGUUUAUUUGAUUGUAUCAUUUAUCUUAUUGAAAUUGCGCAUAACGUCUUUAAUUGUUACAAAAAAAACAAGUUGUGCUAAGGUUUGAGGUGUAUGAAAGUUUAAAAAGCUUGUAUGGAAGCGGAUGACGGAAUUGUGAGAAAUAAAUACGAUACCAA
Messenger RNA from Chilo suppressalis (striped riceborer), 1837 nucleotides. The record is from the annotation of a GenBank genome assembly. Lineage: Eukaryota; Metazoa; Arthropoda; Insecta; Lepidoptera; Crambidae.